AUGGCUCCUCUUCCCAUCAAGUUCACGGAGCUGCUACAGUUGACGAACGUAGAUAUUGAGCCAUCAUCAAUUGGUUUCAAUUCAUGUACUCUAGAAUCCGAUCACUAUAUUUGCGUGCGACAGAAGGUCAACGAGACCGACAAACCUCAAGUCAUUAUCAUCAACCUCAAGAACAACAAUGAGGUCAUUAAGCGUCCGAUUAAUGCAGACAGUGCCAUCAUGCACUGGUCUCGAAAUGUUAUUGCCUUGAAAGCACAAUCGAGAACAAUCCAGAUCUUCGACCUUGAGGCAAAGCAGAAGCUCAAGUCUGCUUUGAUGAGCGAGGAUGUCGUAUACUGGAAAUGGUUUAGCGAAACGAGCUUGGGUUUGGUCACGGACACCUCCGUCUGGCACUGGGACGUCUUCGACCCUAACCAGCCAAACCCGGUGAAGCAGUUUGACCGACUUCCCAACCUCAGUGGAUGCCAAAUUAUCAACUACCGAGUGAACGAUGAGGACAAAUGGAGUGUAGUUGUUGGUAUCAGCCAGCAACAAGGGCGAGUUGUUGGUUCCAUGCAAUUGUACUCCCGCGAAAGGGGCAUCUCCCAGUCAAUUGAAGGUCAUGCUGCAGCUUUCGCCUCAAUCAGAGUCGAGGGCUCUCCUCUCGAACACAAGCUCUUCACCUUCGCCGUUCGCACACAAACGGGUGCCAAGCUGCAGAUCGCAGAAAUCGACCACCAGGAACCAAACCCACGCUUCCAGAAGAAGGCCGUCGAUGUGUUCUUCCCUCCCGAAGCGACGAACGACUUUCCGGUUGCCAUGCAAGUUUCUAAGAAAUAUGACAUUGUCUACCUUGUCACCAAAUAUGGAUUCAUUCACCUAUAUGACUUGGAGACCGGAACGUGUAUCUUCAUGAACCGAAUCUCCAGCGAGACAAUUUUCACCACAGCCCCCGACUCCGAAUCGACAGGUCUUGUCGGUGUCAACCGCAAAGGUCAAGUAUUGUCUGUCAGCCUGGAUGAGAGCACAAUCAUUCCAUAUCUCAUGGAAAACCCGGCCAUGUCAGGUCUUGCUGUUAAGCUAGCUUCCAAGGCUGGUCUACCCGGUGCCGAUCACCUCUACCAACAGCAGUUCGAUAACUUGCUAGCUCAAGGCAACUAUUCCGAAGCUGCCAAGAUCGCAGCUAACUCGCCUCGUGGUUUCCUACGUACCCCCGAGACCAUCAACCGCUUCAAGAAUGCGCCUCAGGGUGGUCAACAAAUGUCCGUCAUUCUGCAGUACUUCGGUAUGCUCCUCGACAAAGGUAGUCUCAAUCGAUAUGAAAGUUUGGAACUCGUCAGACCCGUUUUGCAGCAGAACCGGAAACAUUUGUUGGAGAAGUGGAUGCGCGAGAACAAGCUCGAGGCAUCAGAGGAACUUGGCGACCUUGUGCGACCCCAUGACAUGAGCUUAGCUCUGCAGAUCUACUUGCAAGCAAAUGUUCCUCACAAAGUCGUUGCCGGAUUCGCUGAAACCGGCCAGUUCGAUAAGAUUUUGCCAUAUGCCAAGCAAACCGGAUACCAACCCGACUUUACUCAGCUGCUCCAACAUAUUGUGCGUUUGAACCCCGAGAAGGGCGCCGAAUUUGCCGCGCAACUUGCCAAUGAGGAGACCGGUGCCCUCGUUGAUCUUGACCGUGUCGUGGAUGUCUUCCUGUCUCAGAACAUGAUCCAGCAGGCGACUUCAUUCUUGCUGGAUGCAUUGAAAGACAACAAGCCCGAGCAGGGACAUCUUCAAACUCGGUUGCUUGAAAUGAACCUCAUCAACGCUCCUCAGGUCGCAGAUGCCAUUCUUGGAAACGAGAUGUUUACCCACUAUGACAAGGCGAGAAUUGCACAACUCUGUGAGAACGCUGGUCUUAUUCAGCGAGCACUUGAGAACACGGAAGAUCCUGCCGUGAUCAAGCGCAACUUGGUCAAGACCGAUAAGUUGAACCCCGAGUGGCUGAUCAAGUACUUUGGCCGCCUUUCCCAAGAGCAGGCUCUUGAGGGUCUCGAUGAAAUGCUUAACUCCAACAUCCGUCAAAACCUGCAGGCUGUUGUACAAAUUGCAACCAAGUUUUCCGAUCUUUUGGGCAAUAAUCGCCUCAUUGAUCUAUUCGAAAAGUACCGUACAGCUGAAGGUCUUUACUACUACUUAGGAAGCAUUGUCAAUCUCAGUGAAGAUCCAGAAGUGCAUUUCAAGUACAUCGAAGCUGCAACUGCAAUGGGUCAGCUGACCGAAGUUGAGCGCAUUUGCCGUGAGAGCAACUACUAUAACCCUGAGAAGGUGAAGAACUUCUUGAAGGAGGCAAACCUUACAGAACAGCUCCCAUUGAUCAUCGUCUGCGAUCGAUUCAACUUUAUUCAUGAUCUUGUCUUGUACCUCUAUCGCAACCAGCAGUACAAGUCGAUCGAAGUCUACGUUCAGCGAGUCAACCCUUCUCGCUCCCCUGCUGUGAUUGGUGGUCUUUUAGAUGUUGACUGCGAUGAAUCCAUCAUCAAAAACUUGCUUUCCACGGUUGACCCUUCACAAAUUCCUAUCGAUGAGCUUGUCCAAGAGGUGGAGUCCCGGAAUCGUCUGAAGCUUUUGCUGCCAUUCUUGGAAAGCACCCUGGCGACCGGAAACCAACAGCAGGCCGUGUACAAUGCGCUUGCUAAGAUCUACAUUGAUAGCAACAACAACCCCGAGAAGUUCCUCAAGGAGAACGAUAUGUAUGACACAUUGAUUGUCGGUAAAUACUGCGAGAAGAGAGAUCCCAAUUUGGCAUAUAUCGCAUACAGCAAAGGACAAAAUGAUUUAGAACUUAUCAACAUCACCAACGAGAAUGCCAUGUACCGUGCUCAGGCUCGCUACCUCUUGGACCGCGCAGAUCCCGAAAUCUGGUCGUUUGUCCUCAACGAUAACAAUAUUCAUCGCCGCUCUGUCGUAGACCAGGUCACAGCUACCGCUGUUCCUGAAUCUACAGAGCCUGACAAAGUGUCUGUCGCCGUCAAGUCGUUCCUUGAUGCUGAUUUGCCUGCUGAACUUAUUGAGUUGCUCGAAAAGAUCAUUCUGGAGCCGUCUCCUUUCAGCGAUAACAGCAGUCUACAGAACUUGCUUAUGCUCACUGCUGCCAAGGCCGACAAGAGCCGCUUGAUCGAUUAUAUUCACAGGCUGAACGAGUUCAACGCUGAUGAGAUUGCUCAGAUGUGCAUUUCUGUCGGUUUAUACGAGGAAGCUUUCGAGAUCUACAAGAAAGUCAACAACCACACUGCCGCUACUGAUGUCUUGGUUGAGAACAUUGUCAGCAUUGAUCGCGCCCAGGAGUAUGCCGAACGUGUUGAACUUCCUGAAGUCUGGAGCAAGGUUGCAAAGGCACAAUUGGACGGUUUGCGGGUUACUGAUUCCAUCGAGUCCUACAUCAAAGCAAACGAUGCUUCAAAUUAUAACGAGGUUAUCGAGACCGCAACUCAUGCUGGUAAGGACGAAGACCUGGUUAAAUAUUUGAGAAUGGCCCGUAAGACAUUACGGGAGCCUGCCAUCGAUACUGCCCUCGCAUUCUGCUUUGCUCGCCUUGACCAACUUGCUGAGCUUGAAGAUUUCUUGCGUGCUACCAAUGUUGCGGAUGUUGAAGCAUCUGGUGACAAGGCAUAUGAGGAAGGCUUCCAUGAAGCAGCCAAGAUUUUCUACACAAGCAUCUCUAACUGGGCUAAGCUCGCAACUACCCUUGUGCACCUUGAAGACUACCAAGCUGCAGUUGAAUGCGCUCGCAAGGCCAACAGCGUCAAGGUUUGGAAGCAAGUCAGUGAGGCAUGUAUCAACAAGAAGGAAUUCCGCCUCGCCCAAAUUUGCGGUCUCAACCUAAUCGUCCAUGCUGAAGAGCUCAAUGAUCUCGUUAAACAAUAUCAGCGCAACGGAUAUUUUGACGAGCUUAUUUCUCUUCUCGAAGCCGGCUUGGGUUUGGAGCGCGCUCACAUGGGCAUGUUUACCGAGUUGGGUAUUGCUCUGUCCAAGUACCACCCUGACCGUGUCAUGGAGCAUCUCAAGUUGUUCUGGUCUCGUAUCAACAUCCCUAAGAUGAUCCGCGCUACUGAGGAGGCCAACUUAUGGCCUGAACUUGUGUUCCUGUACUGCCACUACGAUGAAUGGGACAACGCUGCUCUUGCUAUGAUGGAGCGUGCCGCCGAAGCCUGGGAACACCAUUCCUUCAAGGAUAUCAUUGUCAAGGUUGCCAACCUCGAGAUCUACUACCGUGCUCUCAAUUUCUAUCUACAGGAGCAACCCUUGUUGCUUACCGAUCUCCUACAAGUCUUGACUGCUCGUAUUGAUGUCAGCCGUGUUGUCCGCAUUUUCCAGUCAUCGGACAACAUUCCCCUUAUCAAGCCUUUCUUGCUCAGUGUUCAGGGCCAGAACAAGCGUGCUGUCAACGAUGCUAUCAAUGACUUGCUCAUUGAGGAGGAGGACUACAAGACACUUCGUGACUCGGUGGACAACUACGACAACUACGAUCCUGUAGAGUUGGCUCAGCGUCUGGAGAAGCAUGACCUGGUCUUCUUCCGCCAGAUCGCCGCCAACAUUUACCGCAAGAAUAAGCGAUGGGAGAAGUCUAUUGCUCUUUCCAAGCAAGACAAACUCUUCAAGGAUGCUAUUGAGACCGCGGCAAUGUCAGGAAAGUCAGAGGUUGUGGAGGAAUUACUUCGCUACUUCGUCGACAUUGGUAGCCGUGAAUGCUACGUCGGCAUGCUGUACGCCUGCUAUGAUAUCAUUCGCCCAGAUGUCAUCUUGGAAAUUUCAUGGCGCCACGGCUUGAAUGACUUCACUAUGCCAUACCUUAUCAACAUGAUGGCUCAACAAACGAUCACCAUCGAGCAACUCAAGAAGGACAACGAGGAACGCAAAGCGAAGGAAACCACUCACCAGAAAGACGAAGACACCGGUCCCAUUUUGGGAUCCCGCCUCAUGCUCACCCAGGGUCCAGCUUCUGGACCUGCGCCUUUCCCACAGGCAAACGGCAUUACACCCCAAGUUACUGGAUACCGAGCAUUUUAG
Messenger RNA from Talaromyces marneffei, 5028 nucleotides. RefSeq lists its product as uncharacterized. The transcript is spliced from 6 exons. Gene Ontology annotation, molecular function: structural molecule activity; clathrin light chain binding. The coding region runs from base 1 to 5028 and encodes 1675 amino acids. Gene Ontology annotation, biological process: Golgi to endosome transport; receptor-mediated endocytosis; intracellular protein transport. Lineage: Eukaryota; Fungi; Ascomycota; Eurotiomycetes; Eurotiales; Trichocomaceae. The record is from RefSeq and is a predicted model, not a curated record. Gene Ontology annotation, cellular component: clathrin coat of trans-Golgi network vesicle; actin cortical patch; clathrin coat of coated pit.